AUGGAAUUCGUGAAUAACUGGGGCGAAACAGCAAGAUCCCUCCCACUAACUGUGCUCCCAUUUCUUGAUAAAACCAUUCUCAAACCUCGCAAUCCACACAAAAUACAGUAUGAACACAAAGAAUUCACGGAAAUACAAGGCUUCUCUACCAGCACUGAACUCAAUAAAGAUAAAGAAGUACUCUAUAAAUCCUUCUGUUUCGACUCUCAAAAACUCGAAAAUCUCAAGAAGAAAGCCAUGGAAAAUGGUCUUCUUGUAAAGUGUACAAGUUUUGAAGUACUCUCAGCUUUUUUAUGGAGGGCUAGGACUAAGGCGCUAAAAAUGUUGCCCCAUCAAAAGACAAAACUCUUAUUCGCCGUGGAUGCACGGAAUAAAUUCGAUCCUCCCCUUCCAAAAGCGUAUUUUGGAAAUGGGAUUGUAUUAACAAAUUCUAUUUGUCUAGCAGGAGAAUUGAUAGAGAAAUCUUUAUCAUACGGGGUUCGACUUGUUCAAGAAGCAAUUGAGAUGGUGUCUGAUAUUUAUAUGAGGUCGGCCAUCGACUAUUUCGAGGUAACAAGAGCUAGGCCUUCUUUGAGUUGUACACUUCUUAUUACAGCUUGGUCUAGGUUAAAUUUUCACACAACAGACUUUGGAUGGGGGAAGCUUAUUGUAUCGGGGCCUGUAGGUUUACCUGAGAAGGAAGUAACACUUUUCUUGGGUAAUGGGAAAGAGAGAAAUGGUAUAAAUGUACUUCUGGAAUUUCCAGUUUCAGCUAGGAAGAUUUUCCAAGAACUGAUGGAAACAUUAUCAAAAUUUAUGGUAUGUUCGGUGAAUUGA
Molecule: messenger RNA, 816 nt
Organism: Fraxinus pennsylvanica
Lineage: Eukaryota; Viridiplantae; Streptophyta; Magnoliopsida; Lamiales; Oleaceae
Source: the annotation of a GenBank genome assembly